Staurois parvus is the source of this 291-nucleotide messenger RNA. The record is from the annotation of a GenBank genome assembly. Lineage: Eukaryota; Metazoa; Chordata; Amphibia; Anura; Ranidae.
CCAAGAUGUCGGCUCGGUCAUGUGAUCAGCUGUGUCCAAUCACAGCUGAUCGCAUCUCAUGAGGAGAGGAGAGCCUCAGUGCCACCUGUCAGUAUCCAGUGCCUUGUGUCAGUGUUCAUCAGUGCCUCGUGCCAGUGCCCAUCAGUGCCACAUCAAUGCCAAAUAUCAGUGCCUACCAGUGCCUAUCUGAGCUGCCUUUCAGUGUCACCCAUCAGUGCCAGUCAGUGCCACCUAUCAGUGCUGCCAUCAGUGCCGCCUAUCAGUGCCAUGCAGUGCCGCAUAUCAAUGCGU